Messenger RNA from Owenia fusiformis, 1794 nucleotides. Lineage: Eukaryota; Metazoa; Annelida; Polychaeta; Sabellida; Oweniidae. The record is from the annotation of a GenBank genome assembly.
CAGACAGAAUGGAAUGCCCCCUCAGCAAGUACAACAACAACAACAACAGCAACAACAGCCUAGACAGCCACUCAACAAAGAAAUGGGAAAUUUACCUCCACGGUUUAGGAAACACAUGGGACAACAAGGCCAACCAUUUCAGCAAUCUCCAGCCCAACCCUCCAACAAUGAUGAAAAUAUCAGCCUAAGACCAAACAAGAAUUUCCAAAUGUUUAAGCCAUGUUCUCCGAAUACUCUCCCAAAAUCUGCACAGACUCCGAUUCCGCCUCCCUCACAUUUGAAUUCCACCGCUGCUCCCCCGAAACCUGAACUGAAUCCCCUACUACAGAAACAGCCUCAAAUUACAAUCAAGAAAGAGAAAAAAGCUCCUGAGAAGAGGAACGAGGAGAAGAAAAAUGAAAAGAAGCCAGCCCCCACCAAGGAAGAACUUGAUAAAGUCAGGGAUAAUGUCCUGUCUGAAUACCUCAAAACGGAAGAUACAAUGGAAGCCAUGACAUCAGUUAAAGAAAUGAGACCCCCGCGGAAAUAUCUCACCCCAAUGGUGUGUCACAUGAUGAUGAUGGCCCUGGAGAAAUCAGACAAGGAUCGGGAAAAUAUUAGUCAUCUGAUAUCAGCAUUUAAGAAUGAAGGAAUUAUCACAGCAGAACAGUUCACCGAGGCUUUUGAGACAAUUCUGUCUAAGAUGUCUGAUCUUGAGGCUGAUGUCCCACUCAUCAAAUCCUAUGUGUCCAAAUAUGCCGGCAGAGCAGUUAUCGACGAAAUCAUCUCAUUGGUCGAACUCUCUGAACCAAUGAAACAGGGUGCUCAUUACCCACUGUUCAUGCUAUGUCUGCAACAUCUUCUCAAAUUGGCAAACAAGGAGUGGUUACAGAAAACGUUCAACGAGAGUAAAAUUAACUUGGAAGAUAUGCUGCCUGAAUCUGAUAGAAACCGUGAGCGAAUGAUGGAGAUCCUCGAAGAUCGUGGUCUCAGCUUCCUUUACCCUCUUUUGCGUGUACAGUCCAGCAUGUGGCGCACAUUUCAACGUGACCCCAACGCAACAGCUGUCUAUAAAUGGAUCAAAGAGAACGUGGACAUUGAGCUGUACAAGGUUCCUGGAUUCAUUAACGCACUGGUGACGAGUAUCUUGCGCUAUGUGACAUCAGAGACCACUCUGGGUAAUGGAGUUGAUCCAAAGGUGGUGCCGGAAAAAGCUUUACUCGAGAAAGAACACAUGAUAUUCGAUAAAUACAAGGGAGUGCUCCAGAAGUUCUUACAUGAUGAAAGUGAUCUCCAAAUGUGCACGCUUUACACUCUUCAGGUGUUCUGCCACACCAACCAUUUCCCUAAAGGCAUGUUGUUGAGAUUUUUCAUGCAACUCUAUGAUCUGGAACUAGUUGAUGAGGAAGUGUUUCUCAGAUGGAAGGAGGAAGUCAAUGAUGACUACCCUGGAAAAGGAAAGGCAUUAUUUCAGGUGAACCAAUGGUUGACCUGGCUGGAUGAGGCAGAAGAGGAAAGUGACGAGGAAGAUCAGGAAUAGUUGGCAUAGCAACUGAAUAGUUGGCAUAGCAACCCAAAAAAAUAAUCCCAAAAUGUGUGGUCUUGUUUGUAUGUUGUGUUAUGUUCAUGGUAAUUGCAAAGUGGAAGAAACAUUAGGAAUGAUGGAUACUUCAGUCAAUAUAGUCGAGAAUAGUUAAAAUGUAAGAUAUGGAUUUUACGCAAAAAACACUUGUGAGAAACAGUAAAAACUGAUGAAAAAGACAAAUCAAUUUUAGAAUGGACUUUUAGAGAAUGCAUGAAACGUGGAAAUAUAUA